AUCAUGGAGAUUAGGACAACGGAACUUUUGUGGAAAGUAUCAAAACUACCUCAGCUUACACAUGUUCGCGUUGGCUUAUCUAGAAACUUCUCAAGAAUCCUAAAUAUUGGAACAUCAGCGCUGAUUAGUGGAAUAAUUGGUGCUACAAUCAACCCUAUUGGACUAGUAAUUGGAGCCAUAAUUGGAGGAGGAUCAGCAGCUUACUUUACGAAAGAAAAAUCUCAAUCAAUUCCUGACUUAAUUAUGAUGAAAUUCACAGAAAAUCAAAAAUGUGAGCUUGCUGUACGAAUCCGUAGAAGCCUACAGUCGAUUAAAUUACUAACUAGCGAUGAUUUUGAAUUCUUGGUCGCUCAAAACCCAGGUCUCUCCAAAGUUGUAGCUGAGACUGUAACUGAUUACAUAGAAUCCCAAAAUAUGAAAGUUAUGAAUUUCAGUAUGACACAAGUCUGAUAACUACACCCAUGGGACAAUUUAAUUGAAAAAUCAGAAGGUAUACUAAGUUAAUAGAUAUUUAUAAAAGUGAAAUCGUUUUCCGAGACGCACACAACGAAUUGUCUGAAUUUUUCAUUUCCGAGUGAAUUUAAUGGAAUAUGCAUCAUAUUCUAUUUAAACCUUAAACAUAUGCUGUAAGAUCUAAAUCGAACAGACGAAUAGCAUUGAUUUUAUUAUUUUUAAGUUUUGUACUAGCUAAUGAGUCACUUUAGUUGUAAAUACUAUUAAUCACGUAACUUGCUUUACAUGUAUUAUACAUAUACAACAUGAAUAUUAUGAUAUGCACCAUUUGUACAGUAUACAUGAGUUUUAGUGCAAGUGUAAAAUAGUAGGAGAAUGUUAUAUAUUUUUAUGGCCCUGUAAUUUCACACGUGUUAUAUAGCUUUUAUAGCCGCGUGCUAUAAAAUUGAACAAAAAUUUCCAUUGUUAAAAUUGACUGAAUCAUUUCAAUCACGAAUUGGAUAUUGAGUAGUUAGUUUCUCUCAUCUCAAUACAAUUUUUACCAGAUAUAUGUAUAAAAUAUACAUCACAUACCACUAAAAAGUAUUUUAUCACAUUUUACAUGUAUAAUAGAAAAUAAGAGUAUGUAUAUCCAUCAUAUCUAUACCUGUAUGAUAAUUGUAAAGGUUAGAAUUUUAUACGAUAUAUAUAAUAAUCUACCGUAGUAACUUAAUCAACAAUAUUUAGUCGUGAAAAAGAGUGUCUAACCAUAAACUGAUUGUAAUACUUACUCAUUUAUUGGAAACAAAUUUCAAUUUUUUACCAUUCAGCAAAGUGUUGAUUUUUUUCAUAUACUUUCGAUCCAAAAAAAAUCUUAGUAUCCUCAAAUAAAAUAACUGUCUUACAAAUAAA
Molecule: messenger RNA, 1344 nt
Organism: Neodiprion virginianus
Lineage: Eukaryota; Metazoa; Arthropoda; Insecta; Hymenoptera; Diprionidae
Exons: 2
Coding region: 4-450 (148 amino acids)
Source: RefSeq, a predicted model, not a curated record